Molecule: messenger RNA, 372 nt
Organism: Tauraco erythrolophus (red-crested turaco)
Lineage: Eukaryota; Metazoa; Chordata; Aves; Musophagiformes; Musophagidae
Source: RefSeq, a predicted model, not a curated record
AUCUCACUGCUGAUUGGAUUCAUCAGUGUAAAUAGUUCUCCGUGGACAAGUUACAGUGCAUACAGCUACUUUCAGAUUGUCACCAUGUGCGACUUGGUUAUGAUUUUGUUCUUCUACAUUAUCCACAUUUUCAGAAUCUACAGGAAGCUCACUUGUGUUAGCUGGCCGCUUGCGGAGUUUCUUCAUUAUUUAAUCGGUACAAUUCUGCUUCUCAUUGCAUCGAUUGUAGCAGCAUCCAAGAGUUACAAUUUGACGGGACUUGUGGCUGGAGCGACUUUCGGGUUCCUAGCUACAAUCCUUUGUGUUUUAAGCAUAUGGUCAUCCUACAAGGUUUCAUGCAUCACGCAGUCCACAAGUAAGUAUCAUGCUUAG